Messenger RNA from Lactuca sativa (garden lettuce), 528 nucleotides. The record is from RefSeq and is a predicted model, not a curated record. Lineage: Eukaryota; Viridiplantae; Streptophyta; Magnoliopsida; Asterales; Asteraceae.
AUGGAUUUCAAAAGUGCUUUUCUCAAUGGAGAAUUGAAAGAAGUAUAUCUCCAGCAACCUAUAGCUUUUGAAAACCUAUGUCUUCCUAACCAUUAUUACAAACUGAUGAAAGCACUCUCUGGUCUCAAACAAGCUCCUCAUACUGGGUAUGAAACUUUGCCUAAGUUAUUGGAAGAUUUUGGAUUCAUCAAAGGAGUCGUUGAUCCAACGUUAUUUAGAAGGUCAAAUCAAAAACUUCUAAUGCUUGUAAAACAAUCUCUACAAGGUACAUUUCUUCAUCAAGAGAACUCUACUUCUGAAUUGCUCAAGAAGUAUUCAAAGGAUAACUAUGCAUCAUCAAAGAAGAAAACUCUCCAUGAUAUUAUGGAGAAACGAGAAAAAGAAAGAAAAGAAUGGGUGGUCGUUGAAAAGAAAUCCAAGGAAGAAAAGAAGAAAGCGACUGAAGAAAUUGCACGAAUCAAGGCCCUGACAGAAGAACUUCUCAAAAAGAAAGCAGAAGAAGCUCGAAAAAGUCUUCAACAACCUUGA